This is a messenger RNA of Thlaspi arvense, 1288 nucleotides long. The record is from the annotation of a GenBank genome assembly. Lineage: Eukaryota; Viridiplantae; Streptophyta; Magnoliopsida; Brassicales; Brassicaceae.
UGUUAAUGUAUCGGUUCUUAUACGAGUUAAUGUGUGUAUAUAAAUAUGAUAUAUGUGACUGAACCAAACAGAAGCCUUAUUCUCGAAGGAAUAAUAAAGAGAGCCAAAACGACAAAGAGACCCCAUAGACAAAUAGUCUCUUCUUUUCUCUGUUCUUUGAUCGGACCGACCAUCGAUGGAGAGAUACGACAUCUUAAGAGAUCUUGGCUCCGGUAACUUUGGAGUUGCAAAGCUUGUCAGAGAGAAAGCCAACGGAGAGUUUUACGCCGUUAAAUACAUCGAGAGAGGCCUUAAGGCAAGGUAUUAUUUUAAACAACUUAUCUCGGGAGUUAGCUAUUGUCACGCCAUGCAAAUAUGUCACAGAGACCUUAAGCUCGAGAAUACACUCUUAGACGGGAGCCCAUCGUCGCAGCUCAAAAUAUGUGAUUUCGGAUAUUCGAAGUCAUCAGUUUUACACUCUCAGCCAAAAUCCACCGUGGGAACUCCAGCCUAUGUUGCUCCGGAGGUCCUAUCACGAAAAGAAUAUAACGGGAAGAUUGCAGAUGUGUGGUCGUGUGGGGUGACAUUAUAUGUAAUGUUAGUUGGUGCUUAUCCCUUUGAAGAUCCAGAAGAUCCAAGAAACAUUAGAAAAACCAUCCAGAGGAUAUUAAGUGUCCAUUAUACCAUACCAGACUACGUCAGAAUUUCCUCCGAAUGCAAGCAUCUCUUAUCUCGUAUCUUCGUCGCUGACCCUGACAAGAGAAUAACUGUACCGGAAAUCGAAAAGCACCCCUGGUUCUUGAAGGAUCCUCUGCCGGAGAUUUCAGAGGAGCACUGCGACAAUGGAGAUAAGACAGGAGUGGAAGAAGAAGAAAAGGAAGAGAAUUGCCGACAAAGUGUUGAAGAGAUAGUGAAGAUAAUAGAAGAAGCGAGAAAGGGAGUGAAUGGCAAGAAUAAUAAUGGUGGAUUAGGCUUAAUAGAUGGGAGCAUGGAUUUUGACGAUAUUGAUGAUGCUGAUAUUUAUGAUGAAGUUGAUGAUGAUGAUGAGAGAAACGGUGAUUUUGUAUGUGCUCUAUGAUUUCAUAUCCAUAAAUACAUGCAUGCUUGUGUGUUGUAUGUGCAUGCAUGUAUUUUAUAUGUAUGUAUCUUGAGAAUAUCUGAUGAUUUCGCGCGUGUUGCAUAUUUGUAUAAUUAUGUCAAACAAUACACCAAAAUCAAGUCAAAUUAAUAAAGUGUACGUUUUGAGGGUCAUUUAGUUUACGUAUAAGAGUGUAUAUCAUUAAAUCAGCUACUUGUUUUUUUGUGGGAA